CACUUCUUGAACUCUUCCAUCCAAAUAAACAAUCACUCAAUCAAUCACUACAUCACUCUCAUCCAAAAUGUCUGCCAUCCCCACCUCCACCUCGGUCAUCGAGUCUGCCGUCAUUGAGGCCUCCUUCAGCGACGUCUGGCACCUCAUCAAGCUCCAGGACUUCUCCAAGUUCUACUCUGCCCUCGAGUCCUCCGAAUGGGUCAAGGGCUCUUCUCCCGACACCGACAUCGUCAAGUGGACCUUCAAGGACGGCACCGUCCUCGAGGUUAAGCAGGAGGAGCACUCCAGCAUCGACCACUACAUCACCUACAGCGUCAUCUCAUCCCAGCCCGCCCUGAGCUACACCUCCGUCGUCAGCACCAUCCGCGCCUACCCCAUCACCUCUGGCCAGAACGAGGGUCAGACCUUUGUCACCUGGAGCGGAAACUUCUCCAGCGACGCCGACGCUGGUGUUAUCGCUGACGCCAAGUUCAAGCGCCGUGAGGCCCUCGCCGACCUCGCCAAGGCUGCUUCCAAGAAGUAAAAAAAAAUGGUGUUGAUGGAAACGUUCGAGACAGGUUUUUUGAAGGAAAUGAAAUGAUAUUACCACAACGCAAUGCGAUGCGAUGCGAUGGAUGAUGGAUGGGCAGAUUACGGUUAUCACUUGUAUAUGUAACUUAUCGCCCAACCUCUGAUGAAUUCACAGUCAAUGUCUGAUUGCGCCUGA
Molecule: messenger RNA, 706 nt
Organism: Fusarium graminearum PH-1
Lineage: Eukaryota; Fungi; Ascomycota; Sordariomycetes; Hypocreales; Nectriaceae
Exons: 1
Coding region: 68-523 (151 amino acids)
Source: RefSeq, a predicted model, not a curated record